AUGUCUUUGGUUCCAAGUUUCUUUGGCGGCCGAAGGAGCAACGUAUACGAUCCAUUCUCCCUCGAUGUUUGGGAUUUUCCACUUUCUGCUUCAUUCCCUCAGGAGAAUUCUGCUUUUGUGAGCACACGAGUGGACUGGAAGGAGACACCAGAAGCACACGUGUUCAAGGCUGAUCUUCCUGGGCUGAAGAAGGAGGAAGUGAAGGUUGAGAUUGAAGAUGACAGAGUCCUUCAGAUAAGCGGAGAGAGGAACGUUGAGAAAGAAGAUAAGAACGAUCAAUGGCAUCGGGUUGAACGCAGCAGUGGAAAAUUCAUGAGGAGAUUCAGAUUGCCUGAGAAUGCAAAAAUUGAAGAAGUGAAAGCUUCCAUUGAGAAUGGUAUUCUAACUGUCACCAUUCCAAAAGAAGAACAAGUUAAGAAGCCUGAUGUAAAGUCCAUUGAAAUCUCUGGUUGA
Messenger RNA from Lathyrus sativus (Indian pea), 453 nucleotides. Lineage: Eukaryota; Viridiplantae; Streptophyta; Magnoliopsida; Fabales; Fabaceae. The record is from the annotation of a GenBank genome assembly.